GAUAUGACGGAAGAAACGUCUGACGGUGACAAAGUCAACAUCACUCUUGAAGGGGCAAGCAUCGAGGACGUUUUAGCGAAGGGUUUUGGCGGCAAGGGCUUGGAGUACGAGGGACGUGUGACAGAAGUUCAACUUCCUUUUAUACGGUGGGUUUUGCGGUGCAACGCGGUAAUAUUGGUUUGGAGAGGAAGUCGAGCGUGUGCUGAUGUCGUCCCUGCAGUACGCUGAACUUGCUCGGAGAGUAUUUACUUCUCACAUGAGGGCAUAUGCGACCCAUCCCUCAAACGAGAAACACGUCUUCCAUGUCCGACACCUUCUGAUUCAUAUCGGUCAUCUCGCAAAAGCAUUCG
Messenger RNA from Suillus subaureus, 350 nucleotides. RefSeq lists its product as uncharacterized. The coding region runs from base 4 to 228 and encodes 74 amino acids. The transcript has a single exon. The record is from RefSeq and is a predicted model, not a curated record. Lineage: Eukaryota; Fungi; Basidiomycota; Agaricomycetes; Boletales; Suillaceae.